This is a messenger RNA of Rhipicephalus microplus (southern cattle tick), 990 nucleotides long. RefSeq lists its product as uncharacterized. NCBI's taxonomy places the organism in Eukaryota, Metazoa, Arthropoda, Arachnida, Ixodida, Ixodidae. The record is from RefSeq and is a predicted model, not a curated record.
AUGGGAACCGCCGACGACGCCCCGCAGGGUCCGGUGAUCAUCCGGCAGACGGUGUUUGUGUUCCCGAGAGAGCAGUUCGACCCGAACUACGUGCGCCUGGUGACCCGGGGCCGAGACCCGGCCACCGCGGUUGCCUGUCUGCUGGGAUUCUUCAAGCUCGUCUGCGAGGACGGAUACAAAGGGGCGCUUCGCGCCAGCUGCCUCGACGGCAACUGGCUGGACGAGGUGGACGUGGCCCGCGUGAGUGGCGCCCCCGUGCGCCGCCAGCUUCGCGCCCUGAGCGACGACUCCGAGCCCCGGGCCACCAUGGACGACUUCUACGUGCUCCUGGGUGUGCUGCUACGCAACCUGGCGUGCGUGCCCAGCCACCCGCUGGGUCACUACUGGUUCCUGAUGCGGGUCGUCGAGCUGGUCAAGCUCUUUCCGGGAGUCUCGGAGCCCCCUCCCGUGCCGCUGUACAGCCAGGCGCAGGCGGACGCCGUCUCCAACUUCGGCCAGCGAUGGCCCCACACCAGGGCGGCCCUCUGCCGCGCCCUGCUCGGGAGCCAGUUCGAAGGCCCCAUGCGGCAGCUGCAGGAGUACGUCACCGAGGGCUGGCGCUUCGCUGGCAUGAAGCACGUCUACCUCAUACUGAAGUUCCUCGGCAGCCACAACUCGUGGGCCCUGGACAUCAUCCCCGAGGUGCGCGCCAGGGGUGCCAUACUGCAGGAUUUUCUCGAGGCGUACCAGCGGUUGGGUGCGGACGGCCCCUACAUGCAUCUGUUGCACCUUCCCGAGGCGGAGUUGGGUAAUCGCAGGUGCCUGGGCAUACACGUGGCAGCUGCGUACGCCUUCGCCGUGUUCGAGGACCAGGACUGGCUCCAGUACACGGGCGUCCCACAGAACGAGGCCGAGCAGGUGGUGCUGGCCAAGAUCACGGCCAUCAAGCGCAUGGGCCUCGGUGCGCCUCCGAAGGGUGGCCCGUCUGCCGCCAGGUUCGGCGUCAGGUGA